Messenger RNA from Danaus plexippus (monarch butterfly), 1894 nucleotides. Its product is annotated as vesicular integral-membrane protein VIP36. Gene Ontology annotation, biological process: endoplasmic reticulum organization; endoplasmic reticulum to Golgi vesicle-mediated transport; Golgi organization. The transcript has 6 exons. Gene Ontology annotation, cellular component: endoplasmic reticulum membrane; COPII-coated ER to Golgi transport vesicle; endoplasmic reticulum-Golgi intermediate compartment. Gene Ontology annotation, molecular function: D-mannose binding. Bases 72 to 1058 code for a protein of 328 amino acids. The record is from RefSeq and is a predicted model, not a curated record. NCBI's taxonomy places the organism in Eukaryota, Metazoa, Arthropoda, Insecta, Lepidoptera, Nymphalidae.
ACAUAAUUCGUAGCCACCAUGAUUUGGCGUAUGCCUGUCACUGAGACUUGAAGACAACGAAGCGAUUAAAAAUGUGUUUGUGUAUUGUAAGAACUAUUUUUCACCAAUUCCUUAUCGUAUUCCUUUUAUUAACUCCCGUAUUAGCAGAAUGGAAUACGAGAGAUUAUAUACGUCGAGAGCAUUCACUAACAAAACCGUACCAAGGCAGCGGUAUGUCUGUUCCGUACUGGGACUUCCUAGGUAGCACAAUAGUUACAACAAAUUACGUCCGUUUGACGCCAGAUCUCCAAUCUAAGGCUGGCGCUAUUUGGAACACCGUGCCAUGUAUUACAAGGAAUUGGGAGAUUCAAGUGCAGUUUAAGGUGCACGGUCACGGUAAAGAUCUGUUUGGUGAUGGUCUGGCUCUCUGGUAUGUUAAAGAUAGGAUGCAACCGGGACCAGUUUUUGGCAGCAAGGAUUACUUCCAAGGACUCGCAAUCAUAUUAGACACAUAUAGCAACCAUAACGGCGCCCAUAACCACCAACAUCCGUAUAUAUCGGCCAUGAUAAGUAAUGGCACAUUACACUACGACCAUGAUAGAGACGGUACACACACACAACUAGCGGGAUGUGAAGCAAAAUUCAGGAACUACAAUCACGAUACACACCUCUCAAUUAUAUAUAAAGAUGACACACUUAAAGUGUCAAUGGAUUUAGAAGGUAAGAACGCUUGGAAGGAGUGCUUCACAGUUGAAAAUGUACUUCUGCCGACUGGCUAUUUCUUUGGUGCAUCGGCUACCACCGGUGACUUGAGUGACAACCAUGACAUAAUAGCCAUUAAGAUGUACGAAUUGGACCUACUUGAUACGCAAAAGGAAGAAGACAGAUCCCAUAUAAUACCAUCAGCGGCUACAUUUGAAGCGCCUCGUGAUAGAGCCGAGGACCCUAAACCGGCCAUGUCUGGCUUCAAAACCUUCCUUUGGAUGAUGUUUAUUGCCAUCGUCAUCAUAGUACUAGUUAUUCUAGGCAUUAUGUGGUACCAGAAAAGACAAGAACAUUCUAGAAAGAGACUUUACUAAUAACUACAAAGAGUUCCUAUUUCUUUGUUAUAUCAUUUUGGUUAGACUAUAUAAAAGGUCCCAAAUGUGUGGCAAAAAUUAUAACUCAUAAAUGACAACCCUAUCUUUGUAUGUAUUAUUAAUUUGGUAAUUAUUAUUUAUUAAAUAAUUUAAUCUAAAAAGCUUUACCAACGGGUGUCAAAUUUAGUUAUCUGUUUGUCGAGUCCCCUAAUAAGACUGUUCAAAUAAUAUAAGUUCUAGUACAGAUAUAAAAAUACAUGUAAUGAAGUCAGUAACGAUUCUAUCAGAGAGAUGUGUAGCUUUUUUUAAACAUCACAAUGUUGAAAAUAAAAAAAAAAAAUAAAAAAUAACCUUCAUCGUACAUAUUAGAAAAGCUAGUUAAGAAAAUUACACGCCCAUAUAUUGUAGUGUCUUAUAAUUAAAUUUUUUUUUGGUAUUAUUAAUUGAUGAUGAUUCAAUCCUUUGAACCGAUAUUUGAUUUCAGACUAAAAAGGAUUUAAUGAAAAUUUCAUGUUGAAUAUUUUUUUAAAUAACGCAAUAAAUUCUUUAUCUGGAAUAUAAGGCAUUUCAAAUAAAAAUAAAUAAUUUUUGUAAUUGUAAAUAAAUGUUCAUAUGUGUAAUUAUUUAAUUUACAUUAAUAGUACUAAAGUAACAUGUAUGUUUAAAUAAAUCAAAUAACAGUAUGUCUUUCUGAAGUACAAGUUAAUGUAAAGUUAGAAUGUUCUUGUGUUAGAAUUCAACCUGACUAUAUCCAUAUGUUUCUAAAAAAACAAGCCCUAAGAGUAAAUGUGGAUGAGUAACGUGUGUACUGUGUUGAAUAAAAAUCUUUAUACAUA